CUGACCCAAGAAGGUUGGGCUUGGAUGGACUUUGAGUGACAUCCAUUCCACCCCACUGAGCUUCGAUUCCUAUCAGUUUUACUCAUCUCCGUUCUUUACCUUCCUGAACGACACCGAGACCAGACACGGUUUGGGGCACAGUUAAGGUGGUAGCAGUAGCAUUGUUAGGCCAUAUCUCCUUUUUUUCUCUGCCUUGUAUUGAGGUAAAACUCACAAAUAUUAUAACUUUGAUCUGGGGAAGCAAUGGCAUGGAGAGGACAUCUUUCGAAAAACAUAAAAGAACUUCGGUUUUUGAUGUGCCAGUCAUCUCCUGCAAGCUCACCUGCAAGGGCUUUUGUGGAGAGGAAUUAUAAGGAACUAAAGACAUUGAACCCAAAAUUGCCAAUAUUAAUUCGUGAGUGCAGUGGAGUUGAACCUCAAUUAUGGGCAAGAUAUGAUUUGGGUGUUGAGAAAGGCAUCAAAUUGGAAGGCUUGUCCGAAGCACAGAUCUUUAAGGCACUUGAAGAUUUGUCAAAAGCAGGACAGUCUUUGAAAGCUUGAUAUUGCUGCUUAUGCACUGUCUUAAGUGGAAUAAAUGCUCUCUUGCUGCCCUUGUUAUUGCAAAUUGCUGUUUGAUUUAAAAUAAGCCAGGCCUUUUUUUUUCUCUGUUCUAUGGCCUCUGGUUUCAGCCUGUCUCUGCAUCUUACAUCAUUUCAAGUAUGACACUGUUCAUUGUAAGUUCAAAACCCUGGUUUUUCAUGUUGAGCACACUUGUCGAGGGAGAUUUAUUCAGACCAAAGAUUAUAUGACUACUGGUCUAUGUCAAAGGUUGACUUGCCAGAGAACGUGAUUCUGUAUUGGCUGUGUAACUAAAACCAAAGCAUAAACCCAUCUAUGAUGUUUUCUCCUAAAGUAGUAGACCAUUUUAUGUUGCUGGAAUGGUUUCUUUCCCUGUUCCUGUAUUAUGUGUCCAUGAUCUAAUAUAUAUAUAUAUAAAGGCUUAGUUGCAUUUUUGGCA
Molecule: messenger RNA, 997 nt
Organism: Glycine soja
Lineage: Eukaryota; Viridiplantae; Streptophyta; Magnoliopsida; Fabales; Fabaceae
Product: NADH dehydrogenase [ubiquinone] 1 alpha subcomplex subunit 2-like
Exons: 4
Coding region: 244-540 (98 amino acids)
Source: RefSeq, a predicted model, not a curated record